Metarhizium acridum CQMa 102 is the source of this 3429-nucleotide messenger RNA. Lineage: Eukaryota; Fungi; Ascomycota; Sordariomycetes; Hypocreales; Clavicipitaceae. The record is from RefSeq and is a predicted model, not a curated record.
AUGGACCGUGGAAUCGAGGAUGCCAUGGAGGAGUUGACCGUCCAACAGGUCAUACUCAGCUCUCUGGAAGACCAGACAUGGGACGGUAUCGAGGAGGAGCGGAACCAAGUCCUUCAGGAUAUUGAACGCCUGAAGCGUCUUAUCAAGAAGCUGAGUCAAAAGGCACAGGCACCUACCGACGAUAAAACUGAUGUUGGCCGCUCUGCAUCACAAAAGCGAUCUCCGUCGGGCUCAUCAAACAAACUUCCACGCCCUCAACCCAUAACUCCAGUUGCGACAGGCGGGCGUUCGAUGAAGAUGGAUUCUUCCCCCAGUUAUCACAACAUCUGGGAUAGCCCAUCAUCAAUAUCUUUACCAAGUAGAAAAAGGGACAUUCGAGCGACCGAUGGUUUUACAGUCGAUAGGCAGAAUAAGUCUAGACGUACAACUCCUAUUCCCGGAGGCAACCGUUCCUCUACCCCUUCGAGGCAAGCCGUGGAAUAUAACGACACCGAACCUAUUGAUAUUAUUGAUCUCACUGGUGACGAUGUCGACUUCGAUUCCACCAUGGUCGCCGAACAAAUCCGGCAGCAGCAGCGGCAAGAACGAGAGAACCGAGACCGGCAAAUGGCGAUGCAACUUGCUAGCCAAACUCCCGUGGUACCGUCAUCGUCCUCGGACAUGGCUUCCGAUGAGAUGGACGCUUUUUCGAGGAUCAUGGCCACGGAGCGAGCGAACACAGGAGGGCCAACAGGAUGGAACUGGCAGUCUUUGCCGACAUCUAGUACUCAAACGCCAACACCACCUACAGAUAUGAAGGGAGCCUCAAUGCCGGGGUCGUAUGAUCUAAGCUGGGACAACCCAAGCCCAUGGGAUAGAUCUCCUAUUCCAACUCCAGCUCCGUUACCUAGUAACGGAUUCCAAGUUGCGGGCAUAAACUCACCUAGUGGAAAUCGCCAGAGCCCUUCGGGGCCCAAUACUCAGCUAAAUUCCCCUUAUUCUACCAUGAGAAACCAGCUUUCGAACCCGGCUAUUAGGAACGCCUUUCAGCCUCUCUCAUCGUCGAGAGUUCCGUUCAAUGGGGUUCCAUGGCUACCGGGAAAUAAUGGCUCUAGUAUUGGAAAUAUCAUCGAACAAACUAGCACUUUUGAUUUCACAAACGGGCUUGAUUCAUAUGGCAAUCCACUGCCUAGUCGUCUGACAAAUGUACUCUCAGACGAUGCUCAUGAGUCGCCUGUGACGGGAAAGGAGUUGGAAGACUUAUUGGCCAACAUUCGUCCUGAUAUAGAUAUUCCAGAGCAUAAUCGCGGGGUUGGUCCGCCUGGGCUUAAGUACCCCCUUUACCGCCACCAAGAAGUUGCUCUUACUUGGAUGAAACAAAUGGAAGAAGGCACCAAUAAGGGCGGUAUCUUGGCCGACGACAUGGGACUAGGCAAGACAAUUUCCACCCUAUCACUCAUGCUUUCUAACCGAUCCACAUCUCGCCCAAAGACAAACUUAAUUAUCGGCCCUCUUUCGUUGAUUCGACAAUGGGAAGAGGAAUUGCAAAAGAAGACCAAGCUCGCGCAUAGAUUUACGGUGUAUGUGUAUCACGGCAAAAAAACGACGACCGAUGAGCUCCUGAAGUAUGACGUUGUGCUCACAACCUAUGGCACUUUGGCACAAGAACUCAAGCGCCGUGAGAAAUUCAUUGAAGAAAACAAAGACAGGAAUAUCAACUUUAAUGAUAAAUCUUGUAUGGCCAAGUUCCCGCUGCUACACCCAGAGAAAGCUGUCUUUCAUCGCAUCAUCUUGGACGAGGCGCAAUGCAUCAAAAACAGGAAUACCCAAACAGCAAAAGCUUGUCACAGCUUAAGGGCGACCUAUAGGUGGUGUUUGACUGGCACCCCAAUGAUGAAUGGCAUUCUUGAGCUCUAUUCCCUAUUAAAAUUCCUGCGUAUAAAGCCGUAUAAUACAUGGGAGAACUUCCGUCAGAGAGGCGACCCUAAGAGCAUUGCCAUGAACAAGCUUCGAGCACUGCUCAAAGCAAUAAUGCUUCGCCGAAAGAAGGACUCCCAGUUAGACGGGAAGCCAAUCUUGCAACUUCCUCCGAAGACGGAGCACAUUGUAUAUGCGGAGCUAUCCGUGGACGAGCGAGACUUUUACAAACAACUUGAGGAAAAGGCCCAAGUGGUUUUCAGCAAGUACCUUCGAGAGGGGAGUGUUGGAAAGAAUUAUUCCAGCAUUCUCGUGUUGCUCCUUCGACUGCGGCAAGCAUGCUGUCAUCCUCAUCUCAACUUGGACGUCGAUGACGCAGUCAAUCCCGUCAGCAGUGCUGAUGUGGAGGAACUUGUCAAGAAACUGGAUGCAUCUAUCGUAGAGAGAAUCAAGGGUGUCGAAGCAUUCGAAUGCCCGAUAUGUUAUGAUGCAGUACAAUCGCCGUCAUUUUUCAUACCAUGCGGCCAUGACAGUUGCAACGAUUGUCUAUCUCGCAUCGUAGACAAUGCCAUCUCACAGAACCUCCACGAAGGCAACGAGAGUGACAAGGCUAAGUGCCCUAAAGUCCACAUGCCGGACACUCUGGAAUCGUCAACGAAAAUCGAACCAGAGUACGAUGACACUAGCGAGGACGACGAAGACGGCUCGGAAGACGGGUAUGCGUCAGAUGAGAUUGAUAGCAAAGGGAACCUUAAAGGAUUUAUCGUCUAUGACGACGAAGAGCUUGCCGACAUUGACAACCUAACAAAGGAGGUCUCCGCCCGCGACACGAAAGCGCGAAAACGGACCAAGAAGGCUAAUAAUAAAGGCAAAGGGAAGGCAAAAAGCAAAGAGAAGAAGCCAGACGUCAAGCCAUCCAUGCUCAAGAGCCUUCGUCUAGAGGCAGCCAAGAACCACAGAGCACAUAAGCGAUAUAUGGCAUACCUACGCAAGACAUGGAUGCCAGCAGCCAAAGUCACCGAAUGCAUGAAGCUGCUCCGAGAAAUCCGAGAAACCGGCGAAAAAACCAUCAUCUUUUCCCAGUGGACGUUGCUCCUAGAUCUCCUAGAAGUGGCCAUGUGGCACGAGCAAUUCCCAGAAAAGCCCAUUCGGUACGACGGCAGCAUGUCCGGGGACGAACGCAGUACUGCAGCUAAACACUUCAGAGACCGGCCCGAGUACAAUGUCAUGCUCGUGUCCCUCCGCGCCGGCAACGCAGGCCUAAACCUCACGGCCGCGAGUCGCGUCAUCAUCAUGGAUCCCUUCUGGAACCCGUACAUUGAAAUGCAAGCCAUUGACCGGACCUACCGCAUAGGACAGCAGAAGGAAGUAGAGGUGUAUCGGAUCCUGACGCAGGAAACGGUAGAAGACCGCAUCGUGGCGCUCCAGAACAAGAAGAAGGAGAUUGUGGAGGCGGCGCUCGACGAGACGGAGAGCAUGAAGAUUGGUCGUUUGGGCGUUAGUGAGCUUAAGUUCUUGUUUAAUGCGCGCUGA